Molecule: messenger RNA, 1508 nt
Organism: Brassica oleracea var. oleracea
Lineage: Eukaryota; Viridiplantae; Streptophyta; Magnoliopsida; Brassicales; Brassicaceae
Product: serine/threonine-protein phosphatase 6 regulatory ankyrin repeat subunit B-like
Exons: 3
Coding region: 88-1377 (429 amino acids)
Molecular function (GO): protein binding
Source: RefSeq, a predicted model, not a curated record
CCCAAAAAACUUUAUAAAAGACUAUGCUUCGCUUAGUAACUUCCUGAAUUAUUGGUCCGUCGAAUUAGUUUUUCUUUGUUUGCAAGUAUGGAUCCAAAAUUGCUUCGGGUUGCUCAAUCGGGUAGCGUUAAUGCUUUAUACUCUCUUUUACAAAAGGAUCCAUGUAUUCUUCAGAACGUCGAUGUUUUACCUUUCAUCCACACACCUCUCCAUGAAGCUUCAUCAACUGGGAAGAUAGAUUUGGCGAUGGAACUUAUGAUUCUAAAGCCAUCUUUUGCCAAAAAGCUAAACGAGGAUGGGCUCACUCCAUUACAUCUGGCCGUCGAAAACCACCAAGCUGAGUUAGCACUGGAACUCGUCAAGUUUGAUCCCAGCCUUGUUCGUAUUCGUGGUAGAGGAGGUAUGACACCACUGCAUCUUGUGGCAAAAGAAGGUGACGUGGAACUUCUUACGGAGUUUAUCUUGGUAUGUCCUGAGAGUAUAACAGAUGCGACUCUAAAUGGAGAAACUGCUUUACACAUCGCGGUUAUAAGCGAUAGAUACGAAGAACUCAAGGUUCUCAGAGGGUGGAUGCAAAGAAUGCGCAAAGUUGAUGCUUCAACCACCGAGAUUCAAGUCCUGAACAAACGUGACCGUAAAGGCAACACGGCCUUGCACUUAGCGGCAUAUAAUAAUAACCACCAGGCAGUAAAGCAGCUGUUAAAAUGCAUGUCACUGAAUCGGAAUAUCCAGAACAAAAGUGGUAUGACAGCCCUUGAUGCCUUGCGAGUCAAUGGACCGCAGAUGAACACAGAAACGGAGAGCAUUAUAAAAACAUCGGGUGGUAAGAGCGGGAUGUCUCUUUCCAGGGUUAAGACAACGUCUGUCUUCCUAAGCAAACCGGUCACUUUCAGGGAAUAUUGCUCUACGGGAAUGGCACGUUAUAGGAGUCGCAUGUCAGAUGGAACACGGAACUCUCUUCUAGUAAUAACAGCCCUUAUCAUCACAGCUACUUAUCAGACCGCGGCCCAACCGCAAGAUACAGACAAGUUUCAGAAGCUAAGUUUUGAAGAAAUCGUAUUAGAGAUCGUGCUACUAUGGGGAUUCAAUAGUACGGCCUUUUUCUUGGCGAUUGCCUUGACAUUCAUACUCUUACCAAUUGGCAGAGCAUAUACUUGGUGGUAUAUCUUCAUAACGGCGCCUCUCAUCUGUUCAUAUGCAAUUUCAGUGUACCUGAAGUAUAACAUCACAAUAUUCUUUGUCAUGUAUGUGAUGGUUGCAUUCGGAUUUCUCAUUUAUGUACUUGUAUUCUACGUGAAGUGGAAGCGGACUACCCGGAAGAAAGUACCAAAACCUAGAAUCGAGCUGAUUUCCCAAGGCUUAGAGACCAUGGUUUAGCCAUUUACAUGCAGCGUUUGUAAGAUUAUGUGUUCCCUGUAAGACGUUGAUUGUGAGAAACAUAAUAUUUAUUGUACGUUUUACUCAUUUUGAAAAAAAAAGGUGUUUAUGUGGUGUAAUCUUUUACAUUU